AUGGAAUGCAAAUGCGAGAAUGGAAUUUCUACAAAAACUAAAAUAUCAUAUAACGAAGAAAUUUUGAUUUCAAGCUUAGCGCCUUUAACAUGCCAACAUCUUGUUACGAAUAAAUUUCAAUAUGAGGUAGCGAUUGGCAAUUGGAACCGAAGAAUUCAUUCGUCACGGUUGAUACAGCUUAAAAGUCUUGAAUUAUCUUGGAAGACACAAAAUGCGUUAACAAGCAUAAAAGCAAACUUGUCAUUAACAACAAGUUAA
This is a messenger RNA of Clunio marinus, 258 nucleotides long. The record is from the annotation of a GenBank genome assembly. NCBI's taxonomy places the organism in Eukaryota, Metazoa, Arthropoda, Insecta, Diptera, Chironomidae.